Osmerus eperlanus (European smelt) is the source of this 1901-nucleotide messenger RNA. Its product is annotated as transmembrane protein 178A-like. Gene Ontology annotation, cellular component: endoplasmic reticulum membrane. NCBI's taxonomy places the organism in Eukaryota, Metazoa, Chordata, Actinopteri, Osmeriformes, Osmeridae. Gene Ontology annotation, biological process: regulation of cytosolic calcium ion concentration; negative regulation of osteoclast differentiation. The transcript is spliced from 4 exons. Bases 401 to 1309 code for a protein of 302 amino acids. The record is from RefSeq and is a predicted model, not a curated record.
UGUUAUUGGUAUAGCCUACAGUGACUUUUAAUGGGAAUGGUGUAAUCCAGAAUGAACUUGACGGCGUUGGCAUUUAAAAGCGCACUCCUCGACAGGCGCGCGUCGGCGCGUCAUUUUCAUUUUGCAAACAGCCUCGAAAAGAGGAGUAGUGCAACCCGUAGAGCUAUACCAACCGUUCAUGAGCAGACUCCAUACCCCAAACGUUUCAGCUGUCAAGAUUAUCAAGCAAGAAAAAGCUGGAUCGGUUGAGCCGACUGUAUUUUGUAAACUCAGAUUCAUGUUUCUGCGCUCGGGUAGGUUCUCACAUCAAAUCGUAGAGGAUACAACCAGUGUCAAUGGACUCUGAAGUAGAACUGGUCGAUGCACAUAAUCUAAAACAGUCUCCUGCGUCCAUGACCACAUGAUGGAGAAACAGACCGUGGUCACCGUGGUCAGUUUGUCCAUGAGCGUCGCAUCACUGUCGCUUCUGAUUACUGCUAUUCUAACCGAUCACUGGUAUGAGACGGACACCACACAACACCGGCAGAACUGCGAUCAGUACGGGCUGGACUCCAACGGCCAGAAGAACCGAUUAAUGCCCAUUUAUCAUCUUCCGUUAUUGGAAAGCGGCAACCCUCGAGGGAAUCAGGCGCUCCUCAGAGCUAUCCACGUAGGUAGCAGAGAGGAGGAACUUUUGGAAAACUGGAGGUCAAUUUUGGGAAUGGGUAUUUUGGAGACUGAAUGCGGGCGCCCCCUUUUCUCCACUUACUCUGGGCUUUGGAGGAAAUGUUACCAUGUUGGCCAGGACCGAGACAUCGAUAAUCUCAUCGCCAAGGGUAUAGCCCAGCGCUGCACCACCAUCAAGUAUCAUUUCUCCCAGCCGGUACGUCUGCGCAGCAUCCCUCAGAACCUCACCAGGAUCAUCCAGCAGGAUGAGUGGCACCUCUUACACCUGCGGAGGAUCACCGCAGGGUUCCUGGGGAUGGCCGCGGGGGUCAUGCUGUGCGGCUGCAUCGUGGCGUCUGUCAGCUUCAUCUGGGAGCGCAGCCUCACUCAGCAUGUCUCGGGCCUGCUCUUCCUCAUGGCUGGUAUAUUCUGCACCAUCUCCCUGUGCACCUAUGCGGCCGGUGUGUCGUACGAGCUGUCCAGGGUCCCUCCCUUCAUCUACGGGCUGCCUGGGGAUGUGGAACAUGGCUACAGUUGGUCCAGUUACUGUGCCUGGCUCAGUCUGGGGCUCGCUGUGGCAGCAGGCUGCCUGGCCACCACCUACCCCAUCCUCACCCGCAGCGAGGGGCGGAGGGGCAAGGCUGACCCAGACACCCCUGCCUGACACCCACAGACCCCAGGAGGAGCAUCCAGCCCCACAGGCUGGUGGAAGAUGGAGCCAAGAUGGCCGUUUUCUGCUGAACUACAGGCGGUGGGACGAGGCCUUGCUGGUCGAGCAUGUGUGAGAGUGAUACUGUUCACGUGUGUUCUACGUGGCUGUGGUCAGUGUUAGAGGGCAUGACAACCUCUCCUGACCAACAGCAGUAUCUUCGACCGCUACAUAUAGCCUAGAACUCAUGGAUACUAAUUAUUCUCCUUUGGACUUGUUCCCCGGAGCCUGGUAAAUAUGUUUGCCUGCCCCAUCAGUGGACAGCCGAUCUAAUUUCAAUGGACCAUAUUGUGAGUGUAGGUGUAUUGUAGUGUUGUUAUGUUGUCUGUAUGCCACUUGACACGUGGCUGACUGUUCAGGUAAUAUCAAGUGGAUACUUGAGGAGGAAAAAAAGACAGCUAUAAUAAUAUUUCAGCUAUUUAUGUUCUUAAGAUGUUUGUAACAUUGGUGUAAAAAAAGGACAAAACCUUCCUGUACAUAACAUGACUUUAUUGUAUUUAGCGUCGAAUUGUAACAGUACAUUAUUAUUGCAGUGUCUUUUAUUAAA